CGUGCGUGGGAACCCACUAGCAGCUUUUUUGUCUUUCUCUCAUUUUCUCUCUAUCUCUCUUCUUCUUCUUCUUCGUCGUCCUCGAUUAUCAUAUUGUCUUUUGAUAUUAUAUAAUCUAUAAUUCUUCUAUAUAUAUAUAUAUAUGUACAUUACAUCUCAUUACAAAACAAAACAAAAGGGGGUUUCUUUUUUUUUUCUUUUUUUUCUCUCUCCUUUUUUUACCCUCAAAAACAGUAAUGAUUUUCUCGUUAAGGGUAUCAUUGUUGGAGGAAUCUGGGUAGUUGUUUUUGUUUGUGUAUGUGGAGAAAAGGGUAGUUAUUAGAAAAAAGAAAAAAACAAAAACCAUUCUUUUUCCUUCUCCUUCUCUUGAGAAAGAGAAAAAGAUGGGAGUCCAUUGAUUUGGUCUUGAAAACAUUUGUUUGUUUUUUGGGGUUAAGAUUUCUUUGCAUUCUAGACUAAUUUUGUGCUUUUUGGGGAGAGGCAUAUUUUUUUUUUUGUGGUUCUCUCUCUAUUUUUGUUUUUCCCUUAUGUCUCAACAGAGGCAAUUUCAUAACAUUAACAGCAGCAAUAAUAGCAGCAGCCUUAGCCUUGGAGGUCAAUACAAUGAUACCACUUUCACCAAAAUUUUUGUUGGAGGUUUGGCUUGGGAGACUCAAAGACAUACCAUGAGAAGGUAUUUUGAACAAUUUGGUGAAAUCUUGGAAGCUGUUGUAAUUACUGACAAAAACACUGGCAGAUCCAAGGGUUAUGGCUUUGUAACAUUUAAAGAUCCUGAUGCUGCCAUUAGAGCCUGUCAAAACCCUUCGCCUGUUAUUGAUGGAAGAAGGGCUAACUGUAAUCUUGCUUCUCUUGGUGCUCAUAAGCCACAUCCUCCCACUCCUCAACAUGGUGUUGGUGGAAGAUUUAGAGGUGCAUCUGGGAUUGUGACACCUCCUGCUUAUCAUGUUUCUUCAUCAUCUUAUAUUCAUCAACCCACUAGUCAAUACUCAUUCCCUCUUUCAGGAUAUGGGUUUGCUGGAUAUUCACAAGACAGAAUUUAUCCAUUGAACUAUUACGGUGUUUACGGGGGCCAACAGUUUUCUCCUUAUUACUCUGCGAAUGGGCUCUCAGGACCGGCUGGAAUGUUUCAAAAUCUCUAUCCGUAUUACGCUCAAAGUAGCCAGGGGUACGGGUUUGGAAUGCAAUAUCCACACUUAAUGCAGUACCCAUAUCUUCCUCAGCAGCACAGUUCGACGGGUAUCCUAUCACUUCCUGGCUCGAACGCAUUGGGAACGACAACUUCAGGUACAACAGCAACAACGAUAACAGCGGUUGGAUCAGGGCCUUCACAAGCUUCACCUGCAGUAGCAUCUGAACCAAAUUCGUCGGAGUUAAUUUCAACUGGAUGAUGAUAAAGUCUUUCUUUAUCACACGCUAACCACGUAGACAAAGCUUGGAAAACAAAACUGUCUGAGGGAAUACUGAAUAACAAUGGAGAGGGGGGCAAGUUUCUUAAGUCGUGUGAUUCGAUAAGAAGAAAAAGGAAUCCAUGUUCCAGCAUCAUCGAGUCGUUCGUUAAAAGUCGGUAACAAGCAUAUCCCAGAGAUGAAUUACAAAGUUGGUUCAGUAACAUAUCAUAUCCAUCUCUAUCAACAUUAUUUUAUGUUUGGUCCAGUGUAUUUGAAGAGGAGUCUACAAGUAGUUUGUUUAGAACUAGGUGAAGAAUUUUAUUCAUUCAUGUAUUUUAAGCGAAAAGACUGGGAGGAACACGAAAGAAGGCGCUUUCGAUUCUCCUUGUCUUGACGAUCGUGUUGGGGAAGCAUGGAAGCAUCCUAUGACACACUCUUGUUUAUAUAAUUUAACAGUGAAAUGGUUCAAAAGAUUGAUUUUAUGUCUUUUGAGCAUCACAAUUUAUGGUUGGUCAACAUGGAAAGGCAAGCUCCAAAAAGCUUAGCUUGGUUGAUUUGUAAUUUAUGGAUCUUCUUUUGAUUAAAAUACUUUUGGAUUAGUUAGAACAUUAUUGCUUUU
This is a messenger RNA of Cucumis sativus (cucumber), 2007 nucleotides long. RefSeq names its product RNA-binding protein 24. Bases 528 to 1388 code for a protein of 286 amino acids. The record is from RefSeq and is a predicted model, not a curated record. The transcript has 6 exons. Gene Ontology annotation, molecular function: RNA binding. Lineage: Eukaryota; Viridiplantae; Streptophyta; Magnoliopsida; Cucurbitales; Cucurbitaceae.